AUGAACAAUAACAAAAGCAACGAAAGCAUUUUGCUUGCUCAAAACGAGUCGGGAGAACAAAUGAUUGAGUUUGCGCUCCUUUUUCUGACUGUUCCAGAUCUGCGGAAUGUCGCCACCAUCAAUCGUCAUUUCUCCAAGCACGUUCCCAAUCGACAGGAUGUGUGGAAAGUCAUCCUGGAAUGGUUCGAGAGAGCGAAUCCACUCAUGAGUGUAGAUAAUCCUCCAUCUUGUGAAGACAUGCGUUCCGCUCGUCAGGGGCCAUCCUUUUGGCCCGCGAUGAGGGGUUCGAUGCUUCCACCGUCUUUUCGGCCCACGAGCAUUCCUCCGUAUAUUCGGCCAACGAGCAUUCCUCGUCAAGAGCAAUCGUUUUGGCCCAGAAUGGUUGAUUGGCUGAUCCCGCAGUCCUUUCGGUCUAUUUCUCGGGUCACUCUUGGGCAUCCCCAAGCAUUCCCUUUACGCAAUGACCCUCGGUUGAGCCCUUCGUUUUCCCAUGAGUCGAACUUUGAAAAGCUUAUGGCUAUCCAGGCGUAUGCCAAAGCAUUUGAAGACAUGUGUGAUUCUAACUCCAUGAUGACAAUUCAAAAUUCCAACACAUCGCCAGGCGAAUUGGAUGAAGAUGGCGUUGGGAUGGUUUUAUCUUGCGUCACUCACUCGCAGCAAGGCAGAGUCGAAGAUCCUUCUGUAACUAUCUACUCUGGUGAAGAUCUCGACGUUCUAGUGUUGGGCUUUAUGACUUCCUGCUAUCCACGAGUAAAAUUGCGCUUACUCUAUCCUCUUGACUUCAAUUUCGAACAGGGACAAGUAGAAAGAGCCGCCGCAAGUGGGCAUUGUCUGCUAAACUAUACUGAACGCCGUCCAUGA
Cylindrotheca closterium is the source of this 861-nucleotide messenger RNA. The record is from the annotation of a GenBank genome assembly. NCBI's taxonomy places the organism in Eukaryota, Bacillariophyta, Bacillariophyceae, Bacillariales, Bacillariaceae.